AUGGACCACCGGAAGGUGGCCACCAACAUCAGAAACGGCACAGCCCCGAAAGACAAGCAGCAUGUAGGAAGAUGGGGGAGAAGCCUGGCCUCUGGUGAGAUGAACUUUCCCUGCCAUCGGCCAGGCCGGGUCGCCAGGCUUCUGCAGCUGCUGCUGCUGACCCUGGCAACAUUCCCAAAAGCUUUUCUUCUCCUCACACCUCCAUGGUCCACAACCUUCAAAGGAGAGAAAGUGACUCUCACCUGCAAGGAUCACCAUUCUCUGGUCCCCGGAUACAUAUCUUGGUAUUACAAUGGGGAUUUAUGGACAAGAGGACCUGAAACAAUCCAAAUAAAGACGUCUGCACAUUACUCAUGCAAGACCCAAAGAUCCUCCCUCAGUGACCCCGUGCAUGUGGAAUUUUUAUCUGACUGGCUGAUCCUCCAGGCUUCUCACCCUGUCUUUGAAGGAGAUGAUGUAUAUCUGAGAUGCCGGGGGAAGAAAGAAGAAGAUAUUAAUGAAAAGAUUUACUACAGAAAUAACAAAGGAAUUACGCAUGAUUAUAACCCAGAAGUCAUAAGACUACAUUCAGUAUCCAGGGACAAUAGCAAAUAUCAUUGUACUGCUUCUGGGGGAUAUUUAUGGAGGCCAUGGAAAACAACUUCCAAACCUUUAAAGAUCCAAGUUCAAGAGCUGUUUCCACAUCCUGUGCUGAGAGCCAGCUCCUCCCAGCCCAUCGAGGGGAGCCCAGUGAGCCUGAAAUGUGAGACCUGGCUCCCUCCACUGAGGUCACACAUUCAGCUUCAGUUCUGUUUCUUCAGAGAAGAUAAGGUCCUAGGAUCUGGCUGGAUCGACUCACCGGAGCUCCAGAUCCUCACCAUGUGGAGUGAAGACUCAGGGUCCUACUGGUGCCAGGCAAAGGCAGUGACUCCCAAUAUCAUAAAAAAAAGCCUGAGAUCCUGGAUACGUGUGCAGAGGAUCCCUGUGUCUGAUGUGAAUCUAGAGAUCCAGCCCCCUGGGGGCCAGCUGAUUGAAGGAGAAGAUCUGGUCCUUAUCUGCUCAGUAGCCAAGGGUACAGGGACUAUCACGUUCUCCUGGCACCGGGAGGGCACAGAGAGGAACUUGGGCAGGAAGAUUCAGCGUGCCCUGUCAGCAGAGCUGCGGAUAGCCGCCGUGAGGGAGCAGGAUGCUGGGAGGUACUACUGCUCAGCCGACAACUUCUAUGGCCCCAUCCUCAGUAAACGGAUCAGAGUCACACUGAGAAUUCCAGCGUCCCGCCCCGUCCUCACCCUCAGGACUCCCGGGACCCGGGCCGUGGUGGGGGACGUGGUGGAGCUUCACUGUGAGGCCCAGAGGGGCUCUCCCCCAAUCCUGUACCGGUUUUAUCACGAGGAUGUCACCCUGGGGAGCAGCUCGGCCCCGUCUGGAGGAGGAGUGUCCUUCAACCUCUCUCUGACCACAGAACAUUCUGGAAACUACUCAUGUGAGGCCGACAACAGCCUGGGGGCCCAGCACAGCGAGGUGGUACCACUCAGGGUCACAGUUCCAGUGUCCCGCCCUGUCCUCACCUUCAACCCUGCUCGGGCCCAGGUUAUGGUGGGAGAUUUGUUAGAACUUCGCUGCGAGGUCCAGAGAGGCUCCCCCCCGAUCUUAUACUGGUUUUAUCAUGAAGAUGUCAUCCUGGGGAACACCUCAGCCCCCUUUGGAGGAGGAUCAUCUUUUAACCUCUCCCUGACCACAGAGCAUUCUGGAAAUUACUCCUGUGGGGCUGACAAUGGCCUGGGAGUCCAGAGCAGUUACAUGGUGACACUCAACUUCACAGGGCUUUCCACGAACAAAGUAAUCCAAAUCACUUCGGGCGUCAUCGGGUGGCUGCUAAGCAUGCUUGGCCUUGCUGCUACUGCUUCUUUGGUGAGUCACUUCAGGACCCAAAGGAAAUCAGGCACUGGCUAG
Messenger RNA from Leptonychotes weddellii (Weddell seal), 1932 nucleotides. NCBI's taxonomy places the organism in Eukaryota, Metazoa, Chordata, Mammalia, Carnivora, Phocidae. The record is from RefSeq and is a predicted model, not a curated record.